This is a messenger RNA of Dermacentor albipictus, 6715 nucleotides long. It is a transcript of the gene Fntb, whose product is annotated as Farnesyl transferase beta subunit. Lineage: Eukaryota; Metazoa; Arthropoda; Arachnida; Ixodida; Ixodidae. Gene Ontology annotation, biological process: protein farnesylation. The record is from RefSeq and is a predicted model, not a curated record. Gene Ontology annotation, cellular component: protein farnesyltransferase complex. Gene Ontology annotation, molecular function: protein farnesyltransferase activity.
CCGAAAAUGGCAGCUGACAGCGUCGAUUUCGUGUUACGCUUCUGAAGCUGCCGGUAAACAAGGUAAACAGCGGCUAUGGCUGAGGGCAACGAUUGUACGGUUUUACCUACGCGAUGCAGCAGCCCUUCUAUCGACCGCCAGCGUUAUAAUGACGACGGUCACCCGACAGCGUCGUCUGAGGAGCAGAAAAAAGUGGAGAAGUCUGUUGACAGCUUCUUCAAGGCCACUCAAGCCGCGCUAAAGCUACACGAAGGAUGCCCCCGUCUCCAAAGAGAACGUCAUGUCGCCUUCCUUAUGAAGGGACUGAGCCAUUUGCCUCAGGCGUAUCAGGACCUUGAUGCCAGCCGGCCCUGGUUAUGCUACUGGAUCCUGCACAGCUUAGAACUCCUAGAGGUCUCCCUAUACUCAGAAAUGAAGUCCAGCAUCGCUGGCUUUUUGGGAAAGUGUCAGCACCCUGAAGGAGGCUUCAGCGGGGGUCCUGGUCAGCAAGCCCACCUUGCACCAACAUAUGCUGCGGUGAAUGCGCUCAGCAUACUGGGCACUAAAGAGGCUUACAAGGUCAUUAAUAGGAACACGUUGUACAGUUUUCUGCGGCGAAUGAAGCAGCCCAACGGCUCCUUCAUCAUGCACGACGGGGGAGAGGCUGACGUCAGGGGUGCCUACUGUGCUCUGUCCGUGGCCAAACUAACAAACACCUUCACACCAUCACUAUUCGAAGGAACGGCAGAAUGGGUUGUCAAGUGCCAAACAUACGAAGGGGGCUUCGGUGGUGUGCCAGGCAUGGAGGCCCAUGGUGGUUACACAUUUUGCGGUUUCGCUGCUCUGGUUUUCCUCGAGAGGGAGACGCUCUGCAACAUGAACAAACUGCUGCGGUGGCUGGUGAACCGACAGAUGCGCUUCGAGGGUGGCUUCCAGGGCCGGACCAACAAGCUGGUGGACGGCUGCUACUCCUUCUGGCAGGGGGGCGUCUUCCCGCUCCUGCACAAGGUGCUCUUCUCGCUGGGCAACGAAUGCCUGAGCAUGGAAAGCUGGAUGUUUGACCAGGACGCCCUGCAGGAGUACAUACUCAUCUGCUGCCAGGAACCUGCCGGCGGCCUCAUCGACAAGCCCGGAAAGCCCCGGGACUACUACCACACCUGCUACCUGCUGAGCGGGCUGAGCGUUGCACAGCACUUUGGCGGGGGAAUCUUGGGCAGCACUCGAGUCCUCGGUGACCCCAAGAACGAGCUUUGCACAAUCCAUCCACUGUACAACAUCGGCAUGGAAAAUGCUGUGGAAGCCCUCAAGUACUUCAACUUACAGCCCGUGCCCGAGGACGGUGAAAAUUCCUGAGCCCUGCCUCACAGCUGUAGAACGAGCCAAGUUACUUUUGCAAAUUUCCAGGAAGCCGGCGCAGAAGGGAGAGAGUGGCGGUCCGCCAGAAGCGACCGGGAUUUCAGCGACCAACUGCCGCCAAGUAGUCUUUCAGACAUCGGCUGUUACCUGGAGCAGUGAGACCGUUGUCUUUUCACGUGCAGGAACUCUAGAUGCUCCUGUGUACUCCGUUGAUGCUACAGUGGUGUAACCAGUCCACACUUCGGUCUAGCUUGGCAAAGCCUUGUUACCUCAGUUUGACUGGUGUGCAUCUUGGGAUGGCCUGCUCGGCGUGAUUUGCUAACGGCUGAAAAUAUUUAUCAAAUCAAGUUUUGGCAGAAAAAGCAAAAAUUUGAUACUGCCUUAAGGCAAGUUGUAUCAGCGUACAGCCGGUCAGGCAUCUGGCGCUGACUGACGUGGAAGGAAGUUGAAGCAAGAGACCACAACCUUGAAAGAGCGAUCCUUUACACUCUAAAAACUGUUGCACCCUUUGGGGUGUAUAUUUGCCACACAACAAUAAUCGUCAUCUGUCUUGUCUGCAUUUCCUUUCUUUAACGCGACAAGCCCGGUACUUUCCAGUAACGAACGGCAUGCGCGUUAUCAUCAUGACAUAGCAUUCCCGACAGGAAAGUAACGAGCGCGGCGUUUUCAAGAAAGGAAAUGCAGGCAAGACAGAUGACGAUUAUUGUUGUGUGGCAAAUAUACACUCCAAAGGGUGUAAACUUUUCUUAGAGUGUAUUCCCGAAAAAGCUUUUAUAUCUCUGGCAGGGAACGUGGCGUAAUCCGAGGUGGCUGCCCACGCCAACAUUGUUACUUGACUAAGGAGGUGGUAUUUGCUAGCUGGUAGGAUUUUCUUUGCAGGAAUAGGACGUCGUAGCCAGGGUGGUCAAUCUUGCACUGUGCUCGCAAAAAAGGAUCUAGUGCAGGCUUGCCUGCUGCGAGUUGGAAUUGUAUGUUAGCAGCCACAUUCAAUGGACACUUCUACAAUAGUGCACAGCUGGUGGUGGCUUUACAUCACAGUGUGAGGAAGCUUGCUCAAGGGAUUUUGAGAGUCAUCCGUUGAGGCCCGUGUUUACGCACUCACACAUACACAUGCGAGCGUAGUUGUGGCUUGCACCUUCCAUUGGCAAGGUGCGUCAGUGUUUUGUUCGGAGAAAAUUUAGUUUCGACCCGGCUAUGAUGUUCUGUAAACUUUUGCAGCCGGUAGCACGCUGCUUGCGAAUGCUAAUUCUUGGAAAAGUGUGAUUGCAAUUAUGUUUCUUGUAUUUCUUUUUGCGUUGGCUUUCUCGAGAAGGCCAUACCUGUUUAUCGGCUUUCAUGUUUUGAGGGCCCAAGUUUGUGUGGCACAUUACACAUUUCACUACGCUCAUUGUAUUAAGUUAUAUAGCGCAAGGAAUCGGGAAUUAUGGUGAUCAAAUUGCCUGCGAAGAGCAGGAAAUCAAUCUGGUUUAUCCAGGACUGUAUGCUCACAGGACGAAAUUAUUCAGCAUUGACUUUUUUACAUAGUAAAGACAGAAUGAUGGUAGUGUUCAAAGGCAGGUAAAAGGCGCAGUGGACAACAAUGAUUCACAGGUUUCAGUGGUGAAAUUGACGUUUGUGUAGGUGCAGCUUGCACAGGGCAAUGGUAGUCUUGUGCCUGACAUAAUUUAACGAUUUGUUCUUAUCUAAUAAAUCCGGAGAACUUGCUCAUGUCUAGUGUUGAACAGCUGAGGCAACAAAAGUCUCUCGAGGUUACUUAAAACAGUUUCCAAUUCUUACUGUCAACUUUGACCUUUUAGUUAACUUCUAGCUGAUGCCUCGGGUGCUGAGUAGAAAGAAGUAAUGUUGUGGCUAGACUUACUUUUGGCAGCUGAUCAUGACAAGGACUGCUGUCUGUUAUUCAAGCACAUGUUUUUCGUAGUGCUCUUUCUUGAGUUGAAUGUUGUGGAAAACGUUUCCUCUUUCUAUUAACCUUCUUUUUUUUUUAGAUGUCUUGAAUGUUUUAGCAGAAUCACUGUGUUCCACGCUGCCUUCAGGCCGUUACAAAUGGUAGUUGGAAAUGGCCCACUAUAGGUUGAAGAUGUAAAUUAUGCUGAUAGUGUACACUCACAAAAAAAAGGAGCUUGUGUUUUUCAAUGUCUCUUUUGUAAAAAAAUAACACAUUGAUGCAUCGUCAUUGUUUGCCUUAAAUAUUACCUGACCAAGUUAUUGUUGAGCUGAUGGUUGUUUGUGCAGGGCAACAUGUAAUUUUCAUUCCUGUUUCUGUUAAGAAAUUUACGUACCUAUUGAUGCAGCUCGUGUGCACCUGUCCUGUAAGAAAAAAAGAACGCUAUCCUAAAACGUCUUUGCAGAGCCUGUAAAAAGUGGUUGCAGCACAUUUUGGUUCAGCUGCAGCAUUCUUACGAGAAUUUUGUGAUGCCGCUUAGGUACAUAGACUUGCAGUUCUUGACUCACAAGUAGGACCAGUUUGAAAUUGCCAGUUCCUCGACUGCGCAGUUUUAGUUCUGAGACUCUCCUUCAGUGCAGCCUUUGUUGUAAGUACGCGGACCACUGCACUAGUGACAAGAGUUAUUGGGAAGCUUUCCAAAUGGGUCGCUUGUGUCGAUCCCUAACACUAGGAAUUUCUGGAGGAUGAGGGCAAAGUCCUCUUCUACUUUUCAGGUGUUUGAGGUGCUGAUAGACCCCGCAUGUAAACCAAAGUUAGCGCUGGUACUUAGAAGGGUGACAGAAUGAGCUAGUUGAUAUUCCGUCUAGUUGCUGGAAUGCAUAACACGGGCAAGAGAACAGGACAGCGAUGAACACAGAGUAUGGUGUUUGUAUGUUGCCAGCCAGUCCACUGCUUCGCACUGUGCGCCCCUUCAGCUUAUUUAGUGCAGGUCACUCGCUGUAUAGCCUCUAGUCUUGGCAAGAGAGAUAUACAGUUGAGCCUCAUUGUAAGUCACACCUGACACGAAAAUAUCUUCGCUAUAUCCAAUAUUUGUUAUAUGCAUAUGUUUACUACCUACUGAUAAGAAAAAUUUUUACUUUGUUAUAUCUGAUAAUUCGUUAUAUCCGUGUUUGUUAUAACGAGAUUCGACUAUGUGCGAGUGCAAUUUUAUUGAGCCCACUGCUCUCGAGAUUUUAGGUUUUGCAAGUCAUGAUGGCACUGCAAGCUUCUUUUUUUCUUUUUUACCUUAAGUUUACUUGAGGAGGUAGCAUUAGAUGGUAGGGAAUAUAAGGAGAAAGGAAAGCAGCAUGGGGCAUUUUCCCCCUUUGCCUUCAAGACAAGUUUGUUUCAGCAGGUCCUGCUUUACUGAGGCUUAUAAUGAUGCAUGUUUACAAUGUGUUCCAUUAUGAAGGAGAAUGCCUAGUUGGCAGUCAAAAAAUGCCUACAGUAAGAAGUGCUGGUAGUGAUGUCACUUGGAGGUACCAGCAAUGCUGUCAUUGUCAUUGUGUGCACAAAAGUGUGCUCUCCAUUUUUCUUCGGCAUCAAAGUGAGGACAAUUAAGCCUCAAAAUGUCCCCCUUCAUUUUGGAACAUUUUGGUCUUCGAAGUCGAGGCUUCUGCAAGAACAGUACGACAAGGCUCUGCCUGGUUUGCCACUUUCGUGGUGUGCAAAAGUGUUUUCCCCUUGCCAAAGAUCAAUGCACAUUGCAUAUCCUUUAAAGCAAUGUGUUUACAGAAUGCAAUGGCUUGCUGAUGAAGUGGUUGCUCUCUUGAUUGUCCUGAUAGAAAUACGAGUUCUUAGGAGGAUGAAACUUAAGCUUUAUAAUUUGAAAAUGUUGUCAGCUGUAGUUAAGCUCAGUGGUUCUGAGGACUAGGGUCAGUCAAAUGAUGACUACAGUAAGCAUAGAAAUCAUACAGGUGUAUUGCACAAACAGCAAAUGAAAUCUCUUUAGUUAGAUUCUGGGAUAGAAUCGUGCUUAAUUUUCCUAAUUAAGUUGAUGAAAUGUACGGUUAUAUGGUGAACACAUAUAGGUAAUUUGAGCUGGUAAAAAAUUCGGUGCUUAUUGUUUUGUGUCAAGUGUGGUCUUGUGGCAACAUAGUAAAAAUAAGGUCGCCUUGCUUAUUCCUGAAAGCAAGCCCUGAUUUUUGUCUUUACGAAAUCCAUUGUUUCCUCCAAAGCCAUUGCAUCAAUGGCUUUGGUCAUACUUCUCACCUGCACCGAUUUUCCUGGUUUAUAUUUUGCACCUAAGAAGCGAUGCUAGUGGAGCCAUUGUGACAUUGCAGACUUCGAAAUAGUUGAGCCUCAAUAUAACGAAAUUGCAAUCUGUGCAAAGUUGUGUUCGUUAUAUCCAAUAUUCAUUAUGAAAGAAUGAAAAGUGGCACCAACAAAUUUACAGUCAGCACCGUGCAACAGAAUUACAGUCAUUAGUGAUUCAUUAUAUAAAACACUUCAUUGCAUCGAGGUUCGACUGUUGUAUUUUCUAGUGUACUGACUUUCUUUCAAGCAGGACACAUUCUUAAAACUUAUAAGAUCCAGUCCUUGCUAAGUUUAGCAGGUAACUCAACAUUCUUUUAUUAGAAGAUAAUUAGUUCCAAAAUGUCGCUGUUAGAGACUGUGGCAUCAUGAGAGCUAUUGCAAGCUUUUGUUUUUGCAUUGUUUCCAGCCUACCAAGCCUCUUAUUGCAAGACUGCUGUCUACCUCUCUAGGUUAAUUUUACAUGUCUCUUUUUGUGGCCCUUUUAUCUCUGAAGUGCGGUAGGGGGAGAGGGGGGGGAAGCCCUCAUAGCCGCACAAUGGUGGAGCAAGAUAAGCCUUAUUCUCAGGACUAUAAGCGCAACCGCGCACUGUGUGUUCCUUUCUUCUAUAAUAUAUAGUGUUUGUUACCCAGUGAUAUCGGCGAGAAAUUUUUUUAGAUUUACCUUGUUACAUUCAUAAUUCAUUAUAUUCAUGCUUGUUAUAUUGAGGUUCGACAAUGUAUUGGGAGUCUGAUUUUAUGGAGGUCACUGACCUUGGUUUUUUUAAGGCAGUGCAGGUUGCGGUCAGUAGACGUUCGCGAUAGUAGCAGUGGCUUCAUUGAAGGGCUGCCUUCUAUUGUUGCUUGUUUCAAACUUUUACAGUUUGACUGCAGCCACUGAAUGCUGAAGGUGCUGUUCCUAUGCAUUUGAGAGCUGUUUACAGUGCGAUGUUGUAUGCAGCAAAGUUUAUAUUUGCUGCAAAGUGGUUCAUGCUUGUCAUCACUUGGUUGUGCCACUUUUGUUUUCCACACUGGAGGAUUGGCCAUAUUUAAGGAGUCUUAAACUGGUACAGUUAUGGCGGCUUACCACGAGACUACAGUUUAUUUUGCCCUUGCGAAUUGUUCCCUGCAGUGCUGCAGCCAUCGAGCCUUGCUGUUCUUUUGUUAAAAUUCAUGUUCUCUCAGUCUUUCUAUCUUGAGAAUAAAUGCUUCAACUAAAGAGGC